ACAACGCCAACCGGGUGCUGCUGGCUCUCUUUGUGGCUGAGAUGCUGCUGAAGAUGUACGCCCUGGGCCUGCGCCAGUACUUCAUGUCCCUCUUCAACCGUUUCGACUGCUUCGUGGUGUGUGCGGGCAUCUUGGAGACCAUCCUGGUGGAGCUGGACACCUUGUCACCCCUGGGCAUCUCCGUGCUGCGCUGCAUCCGGCUCCUCCGGAUCUUCAAGAUCACCAGGUACUGGACAUCCCUGAGCAACCUGGUGGCCUCCCUGCUCAACUCUGUGCGCUCCAUUGCCUCUCUGCUCCUCCUCCUCUUCCUCUUCAUCAUCGUCUUUGCGCUGCUGGGCAUGCAGCUCUUUGGGGGCAAAUUUGACUUUGAGGACAUGGAUGUGAGGCGCAGCACGUUUGACAACUUCCCCCAGGCCCUCAUCAGUGUCUUCCAGAUUCUGACUGGAGAGGACUGGAAUUCAAUCAUGUAUGAUGGGAUCAUGGCCUAUGGGGGCCCGUCCUUUCCUGGCAUGCUGGUCUGCAUCUACUUCAUCAUCCUCUUUGUGUGUGGGAACUACAUCCUCCUCAAUGUCUUCCUGGCCAUUGCAGUUGACAACCUGGCCGAGGCUGAGAGCCUGACGUUAGCCCAGAAAGCCAAAGCAGAGGAACGCAAGCGCCGGAAGAUGUCCAGAGGUUAUCCAGAGAAGUCUGAGGAUGAGAAGCAGAUGCUGGCAAAGAAGCUGGAGCAGAAAGCAAAGGGAGAAGGGAUUCCCACAACAGCCAAGUUAAAAGUGGAUGAAUUUGAGUCCAAUGUCAAUGAGAUCAAAGACCCAUACCCUUCUGCAGACUUCCCAGGUGAUGAUGAGGAAGAUGAGCCUGAAAUCCCCCUGAGUCCUCGGCCACGUCCCCUUGCAGAGCUGCAGCUGAAGGAGAAGGCAGUGCCCAUGCCUGAAGCCAGCUCCUUCUUCAUCUUCAGCCCGACCAACAAGUUUCGGGUGCUGUGCCACAGGAUUAUCAAUGCCACUUGGUUCACCAACUUCAUCCUGCUCUUCAUCCUGCUCAGCAGCAUCUCACUGGCAGCUGAGGAUCCCAUCCGGGCCGAGUCCUUCCGCAACCAGGUUCUCAGAUACUUUGACAUUGGCUUCACCUCUGUCUUCACAGUCGAAAUCGUCUUAAAGAUGACAGCCUAUGGUGCUUUCCUGCACAAAGGCUCCUUCUGCAGGAACUCCUUCAACAUCCUGGACUUGCUGGUGGUCGCUGUCUCCCUCACCUCCAUGGGAAUUGAGUCCAGUACCAUCUCAGUGGUGAAGAUCCUCCGGGUCCUGAGGGUGCUGAGGCCUCUGCGAGCCAUUAACAGGGCAAAGGGGCUCAAGCACGUGGUCCAGUGUGUGUUCGUGGCCAUCAAGACCAUUGGGAACAUCGUGGUUGUCACCACAUUGCUGCAGUUCAUGUUUGCCUGCAUCGGGGUCCAGCUCUUCAAGGGCAAGUUCUACAGAUGCACAGACCCAUCCAAGAUGACAGAGAAGGAGUGCAGGGGUUCCUUCAUCAACUACGUGGACGCAGACCCCACGCAGCUGGAGCUGCAGCAGCGUGUCUGGCUGCACAGCAACUUCCACUUUGACAAUGUCUUCUCAGCCAUGAUGUCCCUCUUCACUGUCUCCACCUUCGAGGGCUGGCCAGAGCUGCUGUACAUGGCCAUUGACACCAAUGCUGAGGAUAAAGGCCCUAUCUACAACUACCGGGUGGAGAUUGCAAUGUUCUUCAUCAUCUACAUCAUCCUCAUUGCCUUCUUCAUGAUGAAUAUCUUCGUGGGCUUUGUCAUCGUCACCUUCCAGGAGCAGGGAGAGAGCGAGUACAAGAACUGUGAGCUGGACAAGAACCAGCGCCAGUGUGUGCAGUAUGCUCUGAAGGCUCGUCCCCUGCGGCGCUACAUCCCCAAGAACCCCUACCAGUACCACAUCUGGUACGUGGUCACCUCCUCCUACUUCGAGUACCUCAUGUUCUUCCUCUUUUGCCUGGGCAUGCAGCAUUACAACCAGUCUCCAGAAAUGAACCACGUCUCAGACAUCCUCAACGUAGCCUUCACUGUCCUUUUCACCCUGGAGAUGAUCCUGAAGCUCAUGGCCUUUAAAGCCAAGGGCUACUUUGGGGACCCGUGGAACGUCUUCGAUUUCCUCAUCGUCAUCGGCAGCAUCAUCGACGUCAUCCUCAGCGAGAUCGAC
Merops nubicus (carmine bee-eater) is the source of this 2201-nucleotide messenger RNA. RefSeq names its product voltage-dependent L-type calcium channel subunit alpha-1S-like. The transcript is spliced from 18 exons. Gene Ontology annotation, cellular component: voltage-gated calcium channel complex; membrane. The annotation marks the transcript as partial. Gene Ontology annotation, biological process: calcium ion import across plasma membrane. Gene Ontology annotation, molecular function: high voltage-gated calcium channel activity. The record is from RefSeq and is a predicted model, not a curated record. Lineage: Eukaryota; Metazoa; Chordata; Aves; Coraciiformes; Meropidae.